AUGCUCGCUCCAGUCCUGACGAAAGAGGAAGUCUUAAAGCAGGCAAACCACUGGCUUCAAGAGCACGAACGACGGUGUGGACUGGAAGAAGACUACCGGCGUGAAUGCGAAAUCGUUUAUCGCAGAAGUGCCAGCUGUCGCGAAGACGGUCAUGAAGCACACAUGCAACGGAUGAGGUUUGGUUCUCGGGAAGUUAAUCAAGAAAAUGUGUCUUUCGAAUCGAUAAAAGUCUUUUUUUUUCCAAUUUUUUUGUAAUAAUUUGGCGAAAUUCGACUAGCUUGGAAAAAUUUCUGUUCAGCGCAAAAUGAGUAAAUGGCUUAGAUGUUGCUGAUGAUUUUUCCUGAAGAUCAUUACUAUACUGUCAGAUACUUCUUUCUUAGUUUUCAUACUUUUCUUUCCAGAGACGCCGUGGAAAAACUUGUUGCGGGCUUCGAGCACUUGAAUCAGCUCGCCAAAGGCGACUACCACUUCCGUUAGUUUUAGUUUAUGCUCGAGAUAGCAGUAGUGAGAAUAUAUCUAAUCCAUCAAUUUGCAGCACACUCGAUAGCGCCGACCGUCUGUUGCUGGGAGUACCGACUGGAGACUUUGCGGGAACGAAACGGCGUCUAUUUCAACGAACGACUUAUUCCACAUGCCAGCGGUUAUCCUCUCUCUGGAAAACCAGGAAAACGAGCGAGAAUUUCAGCCGAGAGUUUUUUGAUGGGACUUCGUUUAGUGCCGGGUUGCGACCGUCCUGAGCUUUUCCAGAAAAUCCAACAGUCUGUCGAUGACGCGUACGUUAGAGCAUUCACUUGUAUUAAUAAUAGACAGGAUGAUUCCAGAUUGGCGGAAACAGGAAGUGUUUUCGACCUUUCACCUCCUCCUAUCGACAUCUUUACGCCGAGAGCAACGGAUCGAUUCAAUGUUGCAAACUUUCUCAAGUUCGUUCAAUCAGAAAGAAGACUUAAAAGAAAAACGUUCAGUGCGGUGCACACAAAAGAGAUGGAGGACGACGGACAUCAGUAUAUCGGCCCUUGUCGCAGUUGUCCACUGCUUCUUCUUGCCGACCCCUACCUCACCCAGCUCCAGUACGACUUCUCCGCUCUUCACUACAGUCUGUCUGCCUCCUCUCGUUACGAUCUCGAGCCCUUUUUGCAGAAAACUACGUCUGGAACGUGAUGCGUGCUUUGCAGCCGCGCCGCUCCUGGCAACUCUGGAUCGACAUUUGGGCGCUACUUUUCCCGAGCCGCGACAGACCGCGUAAUUUCCGCUCCAUCAGGGCUUGA
Molecule: messenger RNA, 1265 nt
Organism: Caenorhabditis auriculariae
Lineage: Eukaryota; Metazoa; Nematoda; Chromadorea; Rhabditida; Rhabditidae
Source: the annotation of a GenBank genome assembly